Triplophysa dalaica is the source of this 2175-nucleotide messenger RNA. It is a transcript of the gene en2b, whose product is annotated as engrailed homeobox 2b. Lineage: Eukaryota; Metazoa; Chordata; Actinopteri; Cypriniformes; Nemacheilidae. Gene Ontology annotation, biological process: regulation of transcription by RNA polymerase II; multicellular organism development; neuron differentiation. Gene Ontology annotation, cellular component: nucleus. The record is from RefSeq and is a predicted model, not a curated record. Bases 336 to 1124 code for a protein of 262 amino acids. The transcript has 2 exons. Gene Ontology annotation, molecular function: RNA polymerase II cis-regulatory region sequence-specific DNA binding; DNA-binding transcription factor activity, RNA polymerase II-specific.
UGCGCUUCCUUAUUUACUAGAGCAGGUCUGUUGCUUUGCUAUCGCAUAGGUGAAUAUUUGCCUGUGUGUUGUACAAAGUAGAUGCAAAAACAAUUGCAAGAGGCACACUGUGGAAUUAAUUUCUACAACUAUGGUUUUUCAUUUUGCGUGGCGGUUUCGUAGCACAUAACCAACAAAAGAAACAGAACACGGAUUUGUUCAUUCUUGCCCGAUUAUUUCUCUUUGCUGGGAAGCAAGAAAAAAAUCAAGAAAAUAUACUACAAAAGCUGGAACUCAAGCGUACAAGUGUGUGCGAGAGAGAAAGGGGUUAAAAAGGACAUUUGGAGAGUUUCACUAUGGAAGAAAAUGAUCACAGCAACAGAGAAGUGGAGCGUCAAGAUUCGGGCGACGAGUCUAAUCGGGCUAUUCUACCCUUGCUGCAGGCUCCUGGAAACAUACUCCCUCACAGAAUAACUAACUUUUACAUCGACAACAUUUUAAGGCCAGACUUUGGUCGAAGGAAAGAAGGAACAAGGCGUAAUGAAAUUAACAUAGUUGAAAGAGAGAAUCGCUGCCCAUCGGCUCCCGGAUCAGGGCAGGUGGGAGCUCCAGUGUCAGGGGAAGGAACCUCGAGCCCUCAGACAGUAAGCGCCUCCAAAAAAACUGAUAUAACCGCGGACGCACCUCUGAAAACCCGUGCAGAGACCGGAGAUCAGUGCUCAAGCUCAGAUUCGGACAGCUCGCAAAGUAACACUGGGCAGGCAAAACAGCCGAUUCUGUGGCCAGCCUGGGUUUAUUGCACAAGAUAUUCCGACAGGCCAUCAUCAGGACCAAGAUCCCGCAAACCAAAGAAGAAAAGUCCAAGCAAAGAAGACAAGCGUCCAAGAACAGCUUUUACAGCGGAGCAACUUCAGAGACUCAAGACUGAAUUCCAGAAUAAUCGUUACCUGACAGAGCAAAGGAGGCAAGCUUUGGCCCAGGAACUCGGCCUUAACGAGUCUCAAAUCAAAAUCUGGUUUCAGAACAAGAGAGCGAAGAUCAAAAAAGCUUCGGGAAAUAAAAACACGCUUGCAUUACACCUGAUGGCACAGGGACUAUACAAUCACGCCACAACCUCAAAGGACGACAAAUCAGACAGUGAUUAACGAGAGAAAGAGGACAUCUAAAAUGCAAUAAUUUUAAAAAAAGGGCCAGUGUACAAAAUACCAGCAUUGAACGGAUGAAAAAACUUUAUGUAUGAGAUAUGAUUCUGCAAUAUUAUAUGUAUAUAUACUUUAUGUGUGCGGUGGUGUAAAACUUUUUCAGUUAGUAUCACUGCUGUGCACUGAAACUUCAGACAGAGCGUGAGGAAAGGGACGCUUCUCGCUUUAAGAAGCUCUUUGAUUGACACUUGACGUUGAGCCACAUGUGACCAGUUUAAUCCUCGCUGAAGUCCAAAGAUUUUUCUGCUGCAUUCAGGCAACUGUGAUUUAAAUAAUAAAUGGUCAAAUGUUUUAUCUUAUUUUUACGUUUGUUUGAUUGUUUUCAAGCAUUAUUUUAUUACUCCGAGUCCGGAUGAAUGUUUUACUUUUACUUGAAUUGUGUUACAGAAAAUUCAGUAGACUGCAGUAUAUUGUAUUUAAAAUGGUCUAUGAUGGAUGACGAUUAUUCGUCUUAACAUUUUCAGGAAACAGAUGAGACAUUUUGAAUGCACGUGGCAGUAAUCCUCCGAAUUACAGAUCUAGACUUAAUGCAAACACUCCACUUUAUUUGUUGUCGGUUGAACUUCGAUGGGAAUGUACAAUAAAUGUUUCCUCCUCAUUUUUCAAGUGGACAUCUGGCAAAGUUUUUACAAAGAGAUUUUGCUGUUUGACUUCGAAUGCUUGACUUUUUUUCGGUUACCCAAUUUUAAAAUAACUUCAAAAUGGAAUUGUAUUUCUUAUUUAACUGAAAAGCUCUUAUUCAGAAAGUACCACGUGUACAAAAGUUUAUAUUUCAACUUAGUAUUUUGCACCAGUAGAUAUUAAGAAAAGUUCCCCAGUAGCAGUGUUGUUCGUUUUUUUUUCUUUAUUUAAAACUUUGACAUUUACAUAUUGUGACAACAAAGUAGCCUCAUCACCACCAGCUCCAAUAAACACUACAAAAACAUUUGUAUAUAGAUGUUUAUGUUUGUGAAAGUCCUAAACAAACGGAUUAAAAAAUAUAUAAUAAUUUAAA